Molecule: messenger RNA, 1284 nt
Organism: Henningerozyma blattae CBS 6284
Lineage: Eukaryota; Fungi; Ascomycota; Saccharomycetes; Saccharomycetales; Saccharomycetaceae
Exons: 1
Coding region: 1-1284 (427 amino acids)
Biological process (GO): cell wall mannoprotein biosynthetic process; protein N-linked glycosylation; protein O-linked glycosylation
Cellular component (GO): membrane; Golgi apparatus
Molecular function (GO): alpha-1,2-mannosyltransferase activity
Source: RefSeq, a predicted model, not a curated record
AUGGAGGAUCAAAUAUCCAAGCGUAAUAAGGAGACGAGAAUAAUGAAGGAAGAUAUUGAAAAGAAUGAUCUUUCUAAAGAUGAUAAGAGGAAUAAAAUUAAAAGAAGAGGAGGGAUGAAGAAGUAUCAAAGAUGGAUAAUUAUUUUAAUUAGCUUAUCGAUUUCGAUAUUUUUUGUAAUACCAUAUAUUAAAACAUUUACUUUUGGGUUCAAUGGUAAAAUGGAGGAAGGGAAAAGAUUACAUCAUUGGAUAGGCCGUGGGUAUAAGUACCAACGAGUUGAAGAUCCUAUUUUAAAUGAAGAUCAUGAUAAAGCUAAAGGUGUUUUAUUAUCAGUUGUUUUCCCACAUGAAUUGAAUAAAUUUAUCCGGACCAUGCAAACUAUGGAAGACUCAUUUAAUGUAAAUUUCAAUUAUGAUUGGUUAAUUUUAAGUAACGAAACAUUCCAUCAACGUGAUCUUACUACGUUACGAGGGUUAGCUAGUGGUAAGAUCCAAUUUGGAUUAAUUCCUGAAGAUGAAAUUAGAUAUCCUACUAAUACUGAUAAGAAAAAAAUGGAAAAGAAUAUGGAAAAAUUUGUUGAUAAAAAAGUUCCAUUUGCCAAAAGUAUGGAAAUGAGACAAAAAAAUCGAUAUUUUAGUAAAUUUUUUUAUAAACAUGCAUUAUUACAACCAUAUGACUAUUUUUGGAGAGUGGAUCCUGAUGCUGUUAUUCUUUGUAAAAUUGAUUAUGAUGUCUUUAGAUUUAUGAAAGAUAAUAACAAAACAUUUGGAUUUAUAUCUGGUAGUCAUACAUAUGCAGAAGUAGUUGAUGGAUUAUGGAAUGUGACUAGUAAAUUUAUGAAUAAUCAUCCACAAUUGAUUAAUAAAAACAAUUUAAUUAAGUUUGUGAAAAAUGAUAAAGAUGAAUUUAACAGAUGUCAAUUUUUAACAAAUUGGGAAAUUGCGUCGUUUAAGAUGUUCCGUAAUGAUAAAUAUGAGGCAUAUUCAGCGUAUUUGGAAAGUCUACAAGGAUUUUUCAACGAAUUAUGGCCUGAUAAUAUGGUUCAUACAUUAUUUGCAUCGAUUUAUUUGGAUCGUGAAGAAUUAUAUCAUUUCAAAAAUAUGGGGUUUGAUUAUAAUCCAUUUCGAAUUUGUCCCAUCGAAAAUGAGAUCUUGGCUCGAGAAAGAUGCGGAUGUUUCGCGACAGAUGAUUUUACAUGGCAUAGAUUAUCAUGUAUUCCUCAAUAUUAUGAAUUAAUGGGGUUAACUAAAAAGGCUCCAGUGUCUCAUAAUAAUUACGGUUAG